Molecule: messenger RNA, 1158 nt
Organism: Hibiscus syriacus
Lineage: Eukaryota; Viridiplantae; Streptophyta; Magnoliopsida; Malvales; Malvaceae
Product: dolichyl-phosphate beta-glucosyltransferase-like
Exons: 10
Coding region: 1-1158 (385 amino acids)
Cellular component (GO): endoplasmic reticulum membrane
Source: RefSeq, a predicted model, not a curated record
AUGAAUCAUAGGUGCAAGAUCGAUCUUAAAAGUUCUGAGCUUGUGAAUUGCCGAUAUGAAGGUCCUAAACUGUUGCUCCCCCUCUGUAUAGAGAGCAUCAACAUUCAACAGUCGACAAGGUGGGAUUGUGAUUUCUCGUGGUCAUAUUCAGCAACAGCUAAAAGGUUGGGGAAAACAAAGAACCGAAAAAAUUACCUGUCACUAGUAAUUCCUGCUUUCAAUGAAGAGAAUAGGCUUCCUGGUGCUCUCAAUGAAACCAUGAAUUACCUUAAAAAACGGGCGGCAAAUGAUGAAUCAUUUUCUUAUGAGGUAUUGAUCGUUGAUGAUGGGAGUAGGGAUAAAACAAAAAAUGUAGCUUUUGACUUUGUAAAGAAGUAUGGCGUGAACAAUGUAAGAGUUAUCCUUCUUGGUAAAAACCAUGGAGAAGGAGAAGCAAUAAGAAAAGGAAUGCUACAUUCACGUGGUCAAUUACUUCUAAUGCUAGAUGCCGACGGGGCUACCAAUGUAACCGACCUAGAAAAACUUGAAAAUCAGAUCCAUGCAGUAGCGAGAAAAGAUCAUCAUGGUUAUUCGACAACUGGUGAGGCAACUUUUACAAUAUCUGAUCCCAAUAGUUGCAUUGGAUCUCGUGCCCAUCUUGAGGAAAAAGCUCUAGCUACAAGGAAGUGGUACCGCAAUUUUUUGAUGAAGGGUUUUCAUCUUGUGGUUCUCUUGGCUGCUGGACCUGGAAUUCGUGAUACGCAGUGUGGGUUUAAGAUGUUUACUAGGUCUGCGGCAAGGAAGCUUUUUACCAACAUCCGGUUGAAAAGGUGGUGUUUCGAUGUUGAGCUAGUUUUCCUUUGCAAAUGGUUCGGUAUUCCGAUGCUGGAGAUAUCUGUAAACUCGUCUGAAAUUCCUGGAUCCAAGGUGAAUCCAUUGAGUAUACCGAACAUGCUUUGGGAGAUUGCCCUCACGUCUGUAGGGUACAGACUCGUAUCUGGAAAAUUAACUCCUGAUGUCGAUCCAUUGAGCAGCGGUGAACAAAGAGAAGCGAUGCAACUGAUUUUGAUAACCUUGGGUUUAAAUACGUUCUUUCAGAAAAGCAGUUUAUGCGAGCUUGUUCUUCCUGCAAUCCACCGGCAGUCUUUUCCAGUUGUAAUAUUAACUGAGGUCAGGUGA